AAGCGCUCUCGGUUUCAGAAUAGUCAGUCUCUCCUGGUGCGAAUCGAACAGGAAGAGUACCGAAGGUUUAUGUUUGCAAAACAUAUUCGGGGAAAAAAAUCAGAAAGGGGGAAUUAUGAACAUUUUAAAGUAGAGACUACAUUGUUUUUCCGUAGAUCUACCACAACUUUCGAGAAGUACAUCUAAAUUGGCGUCUGUUUGUCACUUCGUUUCACAACUUAAGGAACUUGAUUGACGCACAUUGGCUUCACCCAAAACAGCAUGGAUUGCGAAGACGCCCAUGAUGGGUGGGGGCCGGCAGGAGCUCAUAUGGUUAAGAACAUAAUAGGAGCAGAGGAUGAGGACUUUGAAAAUGACCUGGACCCGACGAUUGAUGAUCAGUGUAUUCACUUUACCAGCAUGGAGCUGUUGAAGGCCAGACCCACCCAUCUGCUGGUGUUCCUACAUCACGUCAUACUGCAGUUUGACUGUGCUCCUGUGUUGUGCUACCUGCAUGCUGAAAUCAUCAGGAACCUCACUGCCAAAGAGACCAAGAAGCAGUUUUUGGAGUUCUACAACAACUUCUUGGACAAAGGAGCAAUCCUCCGAGUCUCUGUACCAGCCAAUGUAUCAUACGAGUUAGAUCGCACUCGCCUGGACCUGAUCCCUGAGGACCUCCAGAAGCGCUAUGCUCAGGACAUCCAGAAUAUGCAGGCUCCAGAGGUCCACCGGCAACUCAUAGACUUCAGGCAGAAGAGGAUGAUGGGAAUGACCCCUAACGAGCAUGAGCUGACCGAGGUGGAGAAUCACUACCCCACCGACCGCGUCCCCAGGGAGAUGAAGGAGAAGGCUGUGGCUGAGAUGCUUCUGGAGAAGCUGUCUGAAACCAACCCCUCCAUCGUUGCGGAUGACGAUAAAUGUUCUGCCAUCUUCAGUGCAGUAGCUUUCUACAUGAAACAGCUGGGGGUGAAGAGCAGGGCUCCAGACAGCAAGAAGUCCAGAGGGUUCUUCAGGAGAAGGCCUCCCAAGAAAGAGGAGCCCAAACACACUAAAGUGCGCAAUAUUUUAUCAGAGGCGACGGUCUGGUUGACGGGCAGUGGCAAUGAGCUCAAACCGAAUAAGAUGGAGAGUGAAGGUGACAGGGAUAAGAGCAACCACGAGCGCAAAGGCUCAGGCAUUGCCGCUGCCGGCCGCGGCCCAGGCACGGAGGGCAUGUCCCUGCCCUCCCAGAGCCGGAAGGUGGUGCCGCCUGGCCCCAGCCCCACCCAGGUUCCGGAGACGAGUGAGGCAGCCCAUGGCAGCAUAGCCACAUCCACCCCAGACACCCCCCACACCGACACAGGGUUGCCCAGCAGUCGAUCAGACACCCAGACUGUGUCAGACGGGGGUGAUGUAUCACCAGCGUGCCCCACUUUGGGUGUCACUGUCUGGGAGAACUCUUCUCCCAGUGACACCCCUCUGGAGGAAAGCCAUGACAAAGACAGACGCAAGAUAAGGAGUGUGCGACGCAGUGAGAGUCUGUGUGUGGAGCGCCGUCACUCUCACCGUGGUGGUUCUGCCCGUGCCAAACAGUUUCGUUCCCGUAGUGACGUGGACCUACAACCAGCUGCCACCUCCCAUCCCCCUUCGCCCUCCCCCCAUCACUCCGUCUUUGUGGAUACAUCUCUGCCUCCAACCGACAGUCCCACAGGCCCCGACUACGGCCCCUUACCUCAGCAGGAGGAGGUGGAGCCCCGCCUCUUGGAACUUGAGCAGGACCCGCCCAACUGGAGAGAGCUGGCGCCCAGCGAAGUUCUAAAUAAACUCAGCAAGAAGGAGACUAAGAGACAGGAAGUCAUCAAUGAGCUAUUUGCCACAGAGCACGCCCACGUGCGCAUGCUGAGCGUGCUCCAGACCGUCUUCUCCCGUCCACUGGAGCGGGAGGAGAUCAUGAACACAAACGAAGUGUCCGCCAUCUUCCCCAACCUGGACGAUAUCAUAGAGAUGCACUAUGCUUUCUAUGAGAACCUGAAGAAGCUCCGUCAGGAUGAUGGCUACGUGGUCAAAAUGAUCAGCACUCCCCUGCUCAACAUAUUUAAUGGAUCUGAGGGUGAAUGGUUCCAGAAGCUCACAGCUCGAUUCUGCAGUCACCAGUCCUGGGCCUUGGACCAGAUCAAGAGCAGGCAGAGGAAAGACCCACGCUUCAACAUGUUUAUAUUGGAGGCAGAGAGUAAGCCCCAGUGCAGGAGACUGCAGUUGAAGGAUAUCAUUCCAAUCGAAAUGCAAAGACUCACAAAGUACCCACUGCUUCUGGAGAACAUUGCCAAGAGCACAGAGGACAAUGCAGAGCGAGAGAACAUCCAGCAGGCAGCUGAAUGCUGCCGUAAAAUCCUCAACCAUGUCAAUGAAGAGGUGAAGCACAUGGAGAAUUUACUGACUUUAAAAGACUACCAGCGCAGGCUUGACACAUCAGGACUGAAACCCAGCAAUGACCUUUACAUGGAGUACAAGAGUUUUGACAUGACUUCCAGGAAAAUGAAUUAUGAGGGGCCACUGACCUGGAGAGUAACUAAGGAGAAAGCUAUAGAGGUGCAAGGUGUGCUGCUGGGAGAUUUGCUGGUUCUGCUGCAGAAGCAGGAUGACAAGAUGCUGUUAAAGUGUCAGAGUAAGAGCUUCAUCACUACGCAGGAGAGCAAACAGAUGCUCAGUCCCAUCAUCAAACUGGACUCCGCCUUCCUCCGAGAUGUGGCCACAGAUCGCAAGGCCUUCUAUGUAAUCUUCACCUGGGAUAGUGGUGCGCAGAUCUAUGAGCUCGUGUCCCAGACUGUGGCAGACAAGAAAAUUUGGACAGACAUGAUAAAGUCAGCAGUGGAUGAGCUGAAGAAGAAUGGAGGCUCUACCCUGGAUAGGAAGAGGCAUGGCAGCGUACCAGCAAGCAGCAUGAUGUCAUAUAGUGCCUCACUGAACCCCCCUCUCAGUCCUACUGAAAAUGGAACAGACCCUCUAAAAAACACUUCUCGAGACAAAGACAGCCUUACAGAUGAAAAGGGGAGGCACUCUCUGCCUGUGCUGAUUGACUACCUUGCAGCCAAUAGAUUUGAUCCCCUUGGCCACAGCAAUGCCCCACCAGAGAAACUUGCCAAUGAGGCUUUGGAUGAAGUGGUGGCCAUGAAGAGGCUCCUGGUAUGGGGAAUUAGUCCGUCUGACAAUGCCCAGGCUGACGGCGAGGAUGGAGCAACUUUGGUGACACAGGAGACUGAUGGUCAAUCACUAGUGGAAGUGCAGAGCACACAUGAGCGGCUGGAUGGUGAGGAGGUGAGAGGAGAGGAAGAACAAGGGAUUGCAGCUCCUCUAGCGCUUUCCUUUGAGCGCAUGGACGAGCUUCGUAACAGACUGUACAGUCUGGAGGACAAACUAAAAAGACUACAGAACAUAGAGGAGGACUAUCAUCGACUGCAGGAAGUACUCGCCAAGUUCAUCAUUCAAAGUGGCAAAUACAACUGAACAAUAUCCCCACCUGCUGAUCACCAGGUCACUGCAGGAGUGAGGUGUGGGAGUUUGUUUUGGCGAAUUCCUUUAUGUUGCCUGGGCUUCCCUGAUUUUUCUGCUGUCUAUGCUACACCCCAAACCCCCACUCCCCACCCCCAACCCUUGCCUUAAUACUGACUGUAAGCCUCAAACAUGCCUGUGGUAAAAGGCUGGCUUAAAGUAUAGAAUUCUGCAUGUGUGUUAGUUUAGUGGGGUGAAUGAAGUGGUCAAAAUGUGAUUUUAAAAAGGCCGCAGAUAUGAGAGUUAUGCUAAUAUGAUGCUCAUUCACGCAGUCAUAGACAUGUGUCUGCCCCAGUGUAUGAACAUGACACCUUUAAGAUUGUCUGAAGUGGUGUAGUGGCAAAAGGAUUAUCUGUUCACACAGAGAAGAACAUGUUGUGUGCAUUUCACGCCGAUUUCAUACCUCACUGAAUGCAGCCUAGACAGAAAGAACGUGAGUGUGAUGCAUCUGCCAUGUGGAUUGAACAGCGAGCUCGUCUCACUUUGAAGGCCAAGUGCUAGAAGAGCAAGAGGAAGGAGAAGUGGAAGAAGAAGAGGACAUAUUUGAGAAGAGCUGUAGGGAAGAACAUGGAUGGGAGAGAUGGGUUCUGUAAGUGAAAGCAGAGUCAACGUGGCUGGAUUCCUUUGAUGUAGACCCCAUAUUGUACAUGAGUACCAUCAUGAUUCAUCUCUUAAACAAUAUGGAAAGUGUAUGUGGUGUUUUCAAGAUGGUGUUUAGUUGCCAUCAGGGCAGUUAUGUGUGCACCGUGGGUAGUGAUCAGGUGAUCAUUGAAGUUCUGUCUUUUCUCCAGCAGGUGUGUACGUGAUUGAGUUUGAGACAGUAUUAGUAGAGCUGUGGCUUCCUGGCCGCCUUGAGAAUAUUCUGGGUAGACAAUGAUAACAGAGGGCUUAUUUCUUAUGUCUUUUACUGGUUAUACAUAUUCUAUCAGAUUAAAGGAUAUAUAGUCUUUCAUUUGUAGUAAUAUUUGUUUAGCUCAUAUGUUCCUUAAUUUCAGGAAUGUGUUGUAGUUAUUUUGUUUUUUAAGUUGUCUCAUUUUACAGAGCAAUUCUGCAAAAUCAGCAUUUAUAUCUAUAAGCAAAACCAAAGAGCUAAGUGUAUAUCAGCAGAUCAGAUAAUCCUGUAUGAAAAUAUUCAGCAUGCUGUUGUUUUUUAUAUGCAGAUCACUGGCUGUAAUAGAGAAUAUGUACAUGUACAUGCUGAGACCAACAGGACCUUAAAUCCCUCUUCCACCUGCUCUCAAACCCUGAUCGCUACUGUCUUUACAUUAGCCAGUGAAAAAUGAAUAAAUAAUAUGAUUGUACGAGCACGAUCAAGUAUCAAGUAUCCUAGAGCCAUCUUGAACUAAAUAAUGUGGCUUGUUUAAGUUCUUCCCUCUGUGUAUUCUUCCUGUAAAUGGGCCAUCAUGCCUUCUCUGCUAUCUUCCAGGUUGUAGUCGUUUACAGGAACACAGAGGAAUCGGAUUUGUUUCUGUAUGUAACGCAAACAUCAGAAUUUGAGAGCAGGAAUUUUCACUAGUACUGUUAUUAUCUUUAUGACCACCUAUGAGCGGGUGAUUGCGUUGCCAGGCCUAUAGCUCUUUCAUGCAUCAAGCAUUCGUUUAAAUGAUUAUUCCAGUACCAAAUAUGUUUAAAUUUAUAACAGCAGGUGACAUUAUGCUCUGAGUAGUAAUCAUGUUGCUUGUUUAGUCCAAACAGUAGGUGUUAUUGCUGGUUUAGAGUGGUUCCACCUUCAUCCACUCAUGCGCCACUAUCAAGUAUUUUACCCUUUGUGGGGGGGAAAAUGGCAGUGGGGGCAGUGAUCCUUUCCAAUUUGUUUUGUUUUCAUAUUUGUUUCCUUAUGUACUAUGCAUUGCUAAUGAUGGAAGAGAGAGAAAGAACUUGUACAGGCUGGUAACAUGAAAAGAGGGCGACAGCCCUAUCUCUGGCUUUGCACUUUUUAAGUGCAGUAUUUCUCUCUAGGAAUGGCAUGUUUCAGAGAUAAAUGGGUUUUAGUGCAGCUUUUUCUCUCACUUCACCAUGUGCUUUAUGAUGUUUAGCACAACGAGACAUGCACAUAUUGGUAUUUUUGUAUGUAUAAAUCUGUUUAUAAUGCAGGGCGGCUUAUGGAAAUGUUUGUCAAAUCAAUCUACUGCCACUUCUCCUUUAUCGCGAGCCGUUUCAGUUCUUCAUCUUACAGGGCGUGGUGGUAUUUUUGCGCUGCCUUUCUUAUUGGCGUUGAUGUUCAGCCCACACUCCCCUACCACACUUUCAUUCCUUUCUCAAACUUGGACGUAAAUGAACUUAUAUUCUUCUGUAAUGUACCUACAAAGCAUUUGUGAACAAGUAGCUUGGGGCCCGUAGAAACUUAACUUACCAUGACCACCAUUAGUGCUGGUGUUGUUUUUGGUGCCCCAGCUGUGCCGUUUCCGGGGUUACGGUCACGCCAGUAACACAGGGAACACCUCUGCUGUUAGUCUUUUAGAAAUGAUUAUGCAGGAACUAUUCUGUGUAUUUUUUGGCUUCAAUUUUAUGUAAGAUAUUUUAAAGGAAGUGUGGUACUGUUUUUAUUAUGACUUAUUUCUCCUUUCCUUUUUAAAUAAAUGAUUUUAAAAUAAA
This is a messenger RNA of Electrophorus electricus (electric eel), 6102 nucleotides long. RefSeq names its product Rho guanine nucleotide exchange factor (GEF) 1 (gene arhgef1). Gene Ontology annotation, biological process: G protein-coupled receptor signaling pathway; intracellular signal transduction. Gene Ontology annotation, molecular function: G protein-coupled receptor binding; guanyl-nucleotide exchange factor activity. NCBI's taxonomy places the organism in Eukaryota, Metazoa, Chordata, Actinopteri, Gymnotiformes, Gymnotidae. Gene Ontology annotation, cellular component: cytoplasm. The record is from RefSeq and is a predicted model, not a curated record.